Messenger RNA from Sciurus carolinensis (gray squirrel), 1709 nucleotides. Its product is annotated as transmembrane protease serine 11A-like. Gene Ontology annotation, molecular function: serine-type endopeptidase activity. The record is from RefSeq and is a predicted model, not a curated record. The coding region runs from base 123 to 1286 and encodes 387 amino acids. NCBI's taxonomy places the organism in Eukaryota, Metazoa, Chordata, Mammalia, Rodentia, Sciuridae. Gene Ontology annotation, cellular component: plasma membrane; extracellular region. Gene Ontology annotation, biological process: proteolysis. The transcript is spliced from 8 exons.
CAUGAAUUCAUCCAAGGAGAAUCAGGAAAUCUGUAACCCUUGAAAUGUGAAAAUAACCACUGGGCUUUUCUUUUUGCAGGGCAGUAGGAUUUGGCACUCAAAACAGAGCCGUAAAGCCAUGGAUGAUUGCCCUUCUCAUUUUAUUGUCACUGACAGUGGUGGCACUGACCAUUGGCCUUCUGACUCACUUCUUAGUCUCUGGUGAGAAAAUGGAAUACUAUCGUGGCACCUUUAAAAUUUCAGAUCUUCAAGUCAAUAGCAAUUCUGGACAAAAGAGCACAUACCAACUGAAGGACUUACGGGAGAUGAGCGAAAAUUUGGUGGAUGAAAUAUUUAUUGACUCGGCCUUGAACAAGCACUAUAUCAAGAACCAAAUAGUCAGACUAACUCCAGAGGUAGAUGGUGUAAAAGCAGACAUCAUCAUGGUUUUCCAGUUCCCCUCUACCAGGCAAAGAACAUUAAGAGAGAAGAAAAUCCAUAACAUCUUAAAUCAGAAGAUAAGGAAUGCAAGAGCCUUGCCAAUAGAUGUCUCCUCAGUUCAAGUUAAUGGUUGCGGUAAACGAGCUGUCCCACUAAUAGUCAACAGAAUAAUGUCUGGAGAACUUGCAGCCAAGGCUGCCUGGCCUUGGCAAGCUUCACUUCAGCGCAGUAACAUCCAUCAGUGUGGAGCCACCUUGAUCAGUGACAGGUGGCUUGUCACUGCAGCACACUGCUUUAAAAAUAAUGCAAAUCCACGUCAAUGGACUGUUACUUUUGGAACAACAAUAAAUCCUCCCUUAAUGAAAAGAGAAGUGAAAAGAAUUAUUGUCCAUGAGCGAUAUCGCUCCCCAGCAAGAGAAUAUGACAUUGCUGUUGUGCAGUUCUAUCCUAGAGUCACCUUCUCAGAUGACAUACGCAGGAUUUGUUUGCCAGAAGCCUCUGCAUCUUUCCCACCAAAUUCAACUGUCUACAUCACAGGUUUUGGAGCACUUUAUUAUGGUGGAGAAUCCCAAAACAAUCUUCGAGAAGCCAAAGUGAAGAUCAUAAGUAAUGCUGUGUGCAAACAACCACAGGUGUAUGGCAAUGACAUAAAAUUUGGAAUGUUCUGUGCUGGAUAUCUGGAAGGAAUUUAUGAUGCCUGCAGGGGUGAUUCUGGGGGACCGUUAGUUGUAAAAGAUCUUAAAGAUACCUGGUAUCUCAUUGGAAUUGUGAGCUGGGGAGAUAACUGUGGUCAAAAGAACAAACCUGGAGUCUACACACAAGUAACUUAUUACCGACGCUGGAUUGCUUCAAAAACAGGCCUCUAAAUCACCAUAAAAGUUAAACAAAGAGCACUGUAUGCAGGUCAUACAUAUUUGAGAAUUUGGAUGUACAGUGGGCUUAUUACAAUGAAGUGAUACGCAAUGACUGAACCUGGCAACAUGAGAUACAGAAUAUGAUUUAUUUUACAAUCAUUUUAAUUCAUCAAUAAUCCAUAGCCAAUUUAUAAGGGAUUUUUAUUUGUAAAGCAAUGAGCCAUUUUAUCCUGGCUUGAAAAUUAGAGCAGAGAUAUUCAGCUCUUUAAAAUGAAUAAGUUAAAGUAUACAUGAGCUGCAAUACAAACUUUUUAAGGUCCUCUGUGGUAUAGUAUGCUUUUGUCAGGGUUGUCCCCCGAAAUGAGAAACUUUCUGCACUCUCAAGGAGUUCAGGGAACUCUUACAUAAUUUCCUAUCCCUUCUCCAGAGCUCACA